This is a messenger RNA of Rotaria sordida, 2712 nucleotides long. The record is from the annotation of a GenBank genome assembly. Lineage: Eukaryota; Metazoa; Rotifera; Eurotatoria; Philodinida; Philodinidae.
AUGCCUAAAAGUGACAAUAUAUUUUUAAUUGUACCUGUAUCAAGUGGCAUAAAAUUAUUAAGCAUGAUUCAUGAUUUACGACAAAUAGAUUCUGUCUUUCUAUUUUCUAUUGAAGCUGAAUGUGAGAAAUAUGAAGAUUUACUUGACAAAUAUUCCAAACUCAUCGGCAUAUUUGAUCAGUACACUAAUUUAUUCCAGUCUUUGAGAGAAAAUAUUGAAUUAUGUAUUCAACAAGUCGAAUCUUUUAAAUUCUAUGAACAAAAUCAAAAGUCGACUCGUGAAUUGUCGAAAGAGUCUGGCUCAUUUCUUUGGUUACGAUUAUUCAAAGAUGUCGUAUUACAUCUACCACAUGAUGAACAAGCAAAGAAAGAAAUGUUCAAAAAAUUAAAAGAGUAUUAUUAUAAUAAUAACAAACAAUUGAAAUGGAUCGAUAAAUUCGAUACACAAUACAAAUCCGAAGAUGCCAUUCGAUGGUAUACUAGAGAACCAUGUUUGUACAAACAACUGAAUCGUGCUUUGCGCACCGAAGAUAUCGAAUUGUUGUAUACAUUUCGUUAUUUUAUUGCUGAUCUGUCAAAACAACUAUCACAAGAGUAUGAAAUACUAAGAGAAUCGUUCGAUUCGAAAAUAAAAUUCUAUCGUGGUGUUAUUAUGUCUAAUGAAGAAAUUCAUAAAUUGAAGCAAAAUGUUGGUAAACUUAUAUCGACCAAUGGAUUUCUCUCUACUAGUCAAUCCAAAGACGUUGCUUUAAAAUAUACAGAUCAAUCAACAACUCAACAACAAAAUGUUUUAUUUGAGAUUGAAUACGAUUUUCAAAAGAUCGAUUCGAUAAUCGCAGCAAGCAUAGCACAUUUUAGUCAGCAUCCAAAUGAGGACGAAGUUUUGUUUGAUUUGGAUGCAGCAUUCAAAUUAUCUUGUGUUACUAGAGAUGAUUUAUUAAACGUUACGAGAGUCGUAAUGGAAAUAACCGAUGAAGGAUCAGCAAUAGCACAAGAGCAUACGAAUGAGAUCAGAAAAGAUAUGAACUCAUCUAGUCCAGUGCUCGUAUUUGGUCGACUAUUAACCAUAAUUGGUGAACAUGAUAAAGCUCAACGAUACUUUGAUCGAUUACUAGAGAAUCCGAAUGGACCAAAUGAGGAAUUUAUCUAUUAUUACAUGGGUCUCGUUCAAUAUCAUAAAGGAAAUUACGAACAAGCUCUACAACAUUAUGAACAUUCAUAUAAAAUAAUGAGUAAUGAUAUUAAUUCACGCGAAUUCGCAUUAUCCUAUGUAUUAAAUGAUAUCGGUGCAGUUUUUAAAAUCCAAGGCAAAUACGAUGAAGCUCUAGAUUAUUUUAUGCGUGCUCUUGAAAUUCGAAAGAACUACUCAGAUUACACUGCAAUAGCAACAUCUCUCGUAAAUAUUGCAGUAAUUUAUCGAUUAAAAGGUGAAUAUGAUCGUGCAUUAGAAUGUUCAAUGGAAAGUCUUCGUAUAAGAGAAGCAUAUCUUCCUAGCGAACACACAGAAACAGCGAAAACUCUAAAUAAUAUCGCUGAAAUAUUCACGGAUAAGGAUGAACUUAAAACUGCUUUGGAAUAUCAUGAAAAAAGCUUGAAGAUGAUGGAGAAAUGUUUACCUGCAGAACAUGAUGAUAUAGCAUCAUGCUUGAAUCGUAUCGCUCUUGUUUUAACACAUCAAGGAAAAUAUGAUGAAGCUUUAGAUUAUUACAUGCGUGCUCUAAAAAUCAGAGAACAGGCCUUACCAAAAGAACAUCUGAGAAUGGCUACAACUCUAAGUGACAUUGGAUAUGUUCAUUAUUCAACAAAAAAAUACAUUCUGGCUUUGGAAUAUCUUGAAAAGGCCUUGAAAAUACGCGAGACAUGUUUUUCUGAUAUCAAUGAUAUUGGUCGAGUGAAUAUUUUCACAUAUAUAGGCUUAACUUUCAUUAAACUACACCAAUAUCGUGAUGCAUUGACAUAUUUCAAGCAUGCACUUCACGUGGGCAAAAUUGUCUAUCCGAUUGGUCAUGUGAAGCUUACUGAUUGUUUUAUCAAUAUGGGUAUUGCUUUUCGUGAAAUGGGUCAUUAUGAUACGGCAUUUGAAUAUUUUGAAAAUGCAUCAAAAAACGAAGACCAAAAUUCUGCAAAGCCUAAUCCUAUCAGUUUAGCUCGCACAUAUGAUAGUAUGGGUAUGUGUUUAUGUGAUCAAGGUGAUGAUGAACAAGGUUUGGAAUAUCGAAUGAAAGCUGUUCGAAUAAUCGAGAAAGUUUUUCCUCGCCCUCAAUACGCUGAUUGCAUAGAUCCGAUUGGCCAUGCAUUUUUCACCAAUGAAAAAUAUGAUUGUGCUUUAGAAUGUUUUUUUGCAAGCUUGACUAUAAGAGUUCAAUGUCUUCCAUCAGACCACAUCGACAUAGCUCAAAGCUUCCUACUCAUAGGUGACGUUUUUUUCGAAUUAGAAAAGAUUGCUGAUUGGGAAAGUAUUGAACAAUAUCGUAUUAAGGCGCGAUUUUAUUAUGAACAAGCUCUGGCCAUUUAUCGAGAAAAACAACACGCUAAUACUGCCUAUGUUUUGCAUAGCAUUGGGUCCAUUUAUGAAAAUAUACAUAAAUAUCAUCGUGCGCUUGAAUAUUAUUAUCAAGUAUGGGCAUGGUACCAACAAUAUCCUCCAGCAGAAGACUCAGAUAGAGAGAAAUGUGAACGUAGUAUUGCUCGUGUGAAAUGGUUCAUGCUGUAG